AUGUUAGCCCGUUAUCUUUUAGAGCUAGGCUCUCUUAACAUGGAUAACUACACCGAAAGUGAUGUGGAAGAAGCAAAUAAGGCACUUCAAUUAAUGGGAUAUGUAGCCAAAGUGGUCAGUGAGCCCCCCAGCCAUCUUGGUCCCGAGCAGCGCUUAGUUGUGCUUAUUCAGCAACGAAAAUAUCCUAUCAAUAUGGAUGGUAGCUCCAAUAAUAUACUACUGUCUUCGGAUAUUCGAAAGCUUUCAUGGCUGUGCAUAAAAGCCGAUGUCAAAGCAUUGGUCGAUAAACUUCUUGACUCAUUACCAUCCGCCCUGCUUAUCAUCACUCCUGAGAUAACGAACGCAGUUCUCGAAUUGACGCAAUCGCAUUUUCUGAAUGCGUCGUUUACUGGAGAGAAUAAUAUUGUGUUACCAAACCACGAAAUACUGGAUAGACUCAGACACCCACACUGUUUUCCUACUCUUAGAUUCUUGUUAGAAAUGCAAGACUAUAUAUUGGACAGACAACCCUUAAGGUGUAAUUGCAUAUAUUGUAAUACCAACGUCGGCUUUGGAGUCGUCUGCCCUUGCGGAGCGUGUGCACACUUUGACUGCGUGCGUCAACUACUUUCUCAUGACGAUAAUUUAUCUUGUCUUGUUUGCGCGACAGCGUGGCCGGCUCCAUACAUUGCCUAUAUUCAUGAUGGUGUCAAAUACUCAUGA
Molecule: messenger RNA, 702 nt
Organism: Giardia duodenalis
Lineage: Eukaryota; Fornicata; Diplomonadida; Hexamitidae
Exons: 1
Coding region: 1-702 (233 amino acids)
Source: RefSeq, a predicted model, not a curated record